Molecule: messenger RNA, 989 nt
Organism: Nicotiana tabacum (common tobacco)
Lineage: Eukaryota; Viridiplantae; Streptophyta; Magnoliopsida; Solanales; Solanaceae
Product: protein NDR1-like
Biological process (GO): defense response to other organism
Cellular component (GO): plasmodesma; plasma membrane
Source: RefSeq, a predicted model, not a curated record
GGUGCUCACUUACCCAAUUACCAGAAAUUCAUAGGGCUGCUGCUGCUUACAUGGUACAUACUCAUUUACUAGCACUUCCUCAAAGCAGAAAGAAAAAGAAAAAGCAAAAAAGACAGGGCCAGAACUAUAGUUGUCCUAUAGAUCUUUUUAUAUAAACCCAAGAUUUUCUUUUUCCCAAACAAUAUUGAUCAAGUCUCAAUUUUGAUCUACCCCUUCUCAUCUCUUUUCCUAUUUUUCAGAUUCUUGAAAAACCAAUUUUUUUUCAACAUGUCAGACUAUGGAUCCAAUAAUACAUGCUGCUUUAAGUGCGUCCAAUUCAUAUUAACAGCAGGCUUAACAGCUCUUUUCAUUUGGCUAAGUCUAAGAACCACAAAACCAUCUUGCUCUUUAGAAAAUUUUUACUUACCUGCCCUUAACAAAUCUGAUAACUCCAACUCCACAAGAUCCAAUCAUACACUUUCCUUUCAGCUCAAUUUGAACAACAAGAUGAAGGACAAAGGUGUUCGCUACGAUGACAUUAAACUUAGUUUUUACUAUGGUACAAAUACAAGUUUUCCUAUAGGUAAUUAUACAGUACCUGGUUUUUACCAAGGUCAUGACAAGAAAGCACAUAAAAAGGGUAUGCUGGAAACUCAGAAAAUGCCUUGGAAUGAUGCUUUAAAGAUGGUUUCAAAUGGGUCAAAAGUGGUUUUCAGGGUGGAUAUAGCUACUAGAGUCAGGUACAAGGUCAUUCUUUGGCAUACUAAGAGGCAUAAUUUUACUGUGGAAAAUAGUACAGUGAAAGUGGAUGGUUCAGGUAAAUCAAGUGCACAGCAGCUUCAUUGUUGUUCUGUUGGGCUUCCCCUAAUAUUUUUAUUCAGCUUGCUUCUUCUGUUGUAAAUGAAUAGUCAGGUAUUCAAAAUUUAAACAAUUUGUUAACGUUCUAGUAAUUCUUUUAAUUAAUUAUGUACUAUCAAUUUAUCCGUUUAAAAAAUGUUGGAUUCAGUUGA